Athene cunicularia (burrowing owl) is the source of this 3794-nucleotide messenger RNA. RefSeq names its product UV radiation resistance associated (gene UVRAG). Lineage: Eukaryota; Metazoa; Chordata; Aves; Strigiformes; Strigidae. The transcript is spliced from 14 exons. Gene Ontology annotation, biological process: SNARE complex assembly. Gene Ontology annotation, cellular component: endosome; lytic vacuole. The record is from RefSeq and is a predicted model, not a curated record. The coding region runs from base 187 to 1983 and encodes 598 amino acids. Gene Ontology annotation, molecular function: SNARE binding.
CGUCGGCUUCGUCACCUUCGGAAUAUCGCUGCACGUAACAUUAUCAAUAAGAAUGGUUAUCGCCUCUUGGAUACGUACUUCACUCUUCACUUGUGUGAUAAUGCCAAGAUAUACAAAGAAUUCUAUAAGAGUGAGGUGAUCAAGAAUUCUCUGAAUCCAACAUGGAGAAGUCUGGACUUCGGGAUAAUGCCUGAUCGUCUCGAUACCUCUGUCUCUUGUUUUGUUGUGAGGAUCUGGGGUGGCAAGAAGGAGCACUUUCAGCUUUUGAUUGAAUGGAAGGUCAAUCUAGAUGGGUUAAAGUACUUGGGCCAGCAGAUACAUGCAAGAAACCCAAAUGAGAUUAUUUUUGGUCUCAAUGAUGGCUAUUAUGGAGCUUCAUUUGAACAGAAGGAUCACUCAGGUACCCUGAAGAAUAGUCUUCUCCAGGUGGAUCAGAACUGUGUUCGUAACUCUUAUGAUGUCUUCUCUUUGCUUAGGCUUCACAGAGCCCAGUGUGCAAUUAAACAGACUCAGGUAACUGUUCAGAAAAUAGGAAGGGAGAUUGAAGAAAAGCUGAGAUGUACAUCUACAAGCAAUGAACUGAAAAAGGAGAGUGAAUGUUUACAGUUGAAGAUCCUGGUGCUACGUAAUGAACUGGAGAGGCAGAAGAAGGCCCUUGGUCAAGAAGUAGCCUUGUUGCAUAAGGAAAAAAGUACUUUGCAUGACAGAGGAAAUGCAUUUGAGACUGAAUACCAGAAACUUCAAGAGCAUAAUGAAUCCCUACAUGAAUUAAGAAAGGAAUGCACUGCUAAGAGAGAACUGUUUUUGAAGACAAAUGCCCAGCAGACUAUUCGAUGCAAGCAAUUGCUGUCAGAGCUAUCCUAUAUCUACCCCAUUGAUCUGAAUGAUCAAAAGGAUUACUUUGUUUGUGGAGUCAAGCUUCCUAAUUCUGAAGACUUUCAAGCAAAAGAUGACGGAAGCAUUGCUGUUGCCCUGGGCUACACUGCUCACUUGGUUUCGAUGAUAUCCUACUUCUUACAAGUGCCACUCAGGUAUCCUAUAAUUCACAAGGGCUCCCGGUCUACAAUCAAAGAUAAUAUCAACGACAAACUGACAGAGAAAGAGCGAGAAUUUCCUUUAUAUCCAAAAGGAGGGGAGAAGCUUCAGUUUGAAUAUGGAGUAUAUCUUCUCAACAAAAAUAUAGCACAGCUUAGAUACCAACAUGGGCUGAGUACUCCAGACCUAAGGCAAACUCUUCCUAACCUGAAAAACUUCAUGGAGCUUGGCCUAAUGGUUAGAUGUGAUCGACACCAUACAUCCAGUGCAAUUCCCGUUCCAAAGAGACAGAGCUCUAGCUUCGGCAGAUUGGAUAUUGGCUUUUCCAGUGGGCUUCCUUCUCCAGAUAAAGGACUCCGAAAACGAGCCAGCACGGGAAACGAAAGACUACAGUACAAAACUCCUCCUCCUAGUUACAACUCUGCUUUAACACAGCCUGUUGCCAUCGCAGCCCGUGUAGGAGAGUUAGAUAAAAAACCUGGAUCGAUAUCUUCUUCCUUGGAUACCUCUAUGGACUCCUCAAAAGGAAAUACCAAGAAAGGCGAGGACUUGUGCAGCAGUUUAAAUGGAGAAAACGGGAGCCUAAACAAUGCCCAAGAGCAGCAGGAGUCUCUCCUAGGACAUAGUAGUGCAAUAAACGGGGCGUUUCUGCCUGCCGAGUGCUCUGGCACUGCAAGCAACGAGCAGCCCUGUGAGUUCCGACCCACACUGGGCCCUGUCCUUUGCUGCACCGUGGAGCAAGCGGAGGAGAUCAUGGGGAUGGAAGCGACGGGGUUCAGCACGGGAGACCAGCUAGAAGACUUUAACUCCAUCCCGGUGGAGCAUGCCGUGGCAGUGGAGUGUGAUGAACAAGUCCUAGGGGAGUUUGAGGAGUUCUCUCGAAGGAUCUAUGCACUGAAUGAAAACAUGUCCAGCUUCCGCAGACCGCGUAAAAGUUCGGACAAGUGAGCUUGGACAGGGAUUUGAUAGCAGACAUUGAGGUGAAAUCGGUGAUCUGGAGUAGAGAUAAAAUUGCACUUAUUCUUUAUAUUAAUUAUAAAAAAAAAAAUAAAAUAAAAAGCUAAAGCUAUUCCUAUGGUGUUAGACAAAUGGACUUGAGCACGAUAACACAGGAUCAUGGUAUAUUCCCAGCCCAGGUAAAUUUUGAUUCUGCUUCCAGUCCUCUUUUGUCUGGUAUUUGUAAUCUGUUGCAAAUUUUUUUUUAGGGAUUGGAAUCCAUUUAUAAAUGCUUUCGUGGAAACGACUUCUAGUGCUGAUCAGGCCCUUCUCUGAAUAUUUGUUAAUUUCUUAAUUAUUAUUUAGAGUUAAAUUUAAUCUUUUCAGAAGGAAAAAACCCGUAAUUUUAAAAUGCCAUAAAUUACCAUUUAUGGCAAGACCUCUUUACCUUCUCCCGUGUACUCCUGUGUUUUCUUGAGCAAUGUAGCCAGCGUUACAGAAAUACCAUGAAUUUGUUAUAAUUGGACAGCUUUCUCUUUGGCUGUGCUUUGUAGCCUUUGAAGUUCUAGUUUGCACUGAUGGGUCUUCAGUUGGCGGUGUAAACUUGCCAGAGAAUGAGCACCUGUGUGAUAUCUGCAGUUUCCUUGCACCUGACUAGUCAGAAAUUACUUUGAUUUUUUUUUUUCCCUUCCUUUCCUCCAUACUCACUGUUCCUACCAGUAGAAGCCUUGAGGACUAAAUUGCCUCUAUGGUUUCGUAUAAAACUCUCAGCCUGACCAUUCCCUGAUUCAGUUGGGCACAGACCUCAUCAGCAGAGACCUAACGAAGGCACGACCUUAAGAGGGGUUCAGCUGCCACCCUCCGCGGUGUCCAUCAGGGACCGCGUGCUGUGAGGCACUUCACAGAUGUCUUCAUAAAAAAAAAAACAAAAAAACCAAAACAACCCAGACUGAAAAUGCAGUCAGCACUUUGGAAUUAGGUGAAUUUGUGGAAUCGCUCCACCCUCUGUAGAAAGGAGGCACUUAACGUUAUUCAUCUAAAUUAAUAUCCUUUUAACCAUCUGUACUUUAAAGGAAGAAACUUCCAGCAGUUUGCUGGAGGUGCAGUUUGCUGUUUGGUAGGUUACCACUGGCACAUGUGUUCAGCUGCACUAAUGGGAAAGUAAUUUGCAGCCUGCUUUGUGAUUCCUGGUAUUUGUUUCAGUUUGGAUUUCAUUGCUCUUGCUUUCUAUAUUGUAUACCCAAGAAUUUGGGCUCAGUUGUGAGCUCUCGAAUAUAAAAAUAUAUAGCAGAAUAAAAACCACUUCAUCAUGCCUGGCUUUUUUUUUUUUUUUUUUCUCUUCCUCCUCCCUGGUCUACGCUUUCUUUUGAACCAAUGACCUAGUCUUUUUCCUAACUUCACCGUAAGGCUAGCCUAAAUUAACUUUUUAGAAUGUGGAUAUGUGUAAUCUCAACUAUCUGUUGUCGAAACAAGACGUGUAUGUGAGAAUCAGUAUACAUAAUAGCACUGUUCUAGAAUAUGCAUUUUUCCAGGUAACACCUUAAUGAUUGUAUUAAAAUUAUAUUCACAUUUCUUCUGUUAGCUUUUAACGGUUGUGUCUGCAGUGGAGUUGUUGGAUCGAGCCUUUCUACAGCAGUUUGUUACCUUUGGUCUGUGCCAGUACGAUGUGCUAGAUAGAAGCUCUCGGAAGCAGAGACCGUGAUUCUGUAAGACGUUGAACAUGAUUCCAGGUGCAAAUUUGGGCGUGGAAUUGGACACAUUCAUGAGUAUCUUCUCCCCAAAAUAAGCUCCUCUGUUCCGACCUCAUAAAAAGCUUCCCUAAA